AUGACUAGGACAACAGAGUGCUGUUACGUGAAGCGCUGUAUGAAUUUUAGCAGGCUUCGACAGGAUUGCAAAUAUCAACUGUUCAAUUUUGUUUUUCUAGUGUUUAUGAGAAAAGACCAAGCACACGAGGUGCUGAAAGUCCGUAAACGUGCGAACUAUUUUCUAGAAGAGAUUCGUCCAGGGAACUUGGAGAGAGAAUGCAAUGAGGAAAAGUGUUCAUUUGAGGAGGCUAAGGAGAUCUUCCAUUCGCAGGAGAAAACAAUGGAGUUUUGGUUCAGUUACAAAGGUUUAAAUCCGUGUAGUACAAAUCCCUGUAACAAUGGUGGAGUCUGCAAAAUAAGACACUACAAUUCCUUUUGCAUCUGCCCCCCAAAAUUUGGAGGAGACAACUGUGAAAAAGAAAAGUUUGAAUGCUGGUAUAAGAACGGUGGGUGCUGGCAGUACUGCAGGGAUAGCAGCAGCGCCUUUCACGUGGUGUGUUCCUGCGCAAAGGAUUACGCCCUGCAUGAGGACGGGAAGAGAUGCGUGCAAGCAGCACGCUUUCCAUGUGGCCUGGUUAAAGCCAGGCAGGCUCUGGAGGAAGAGCAAAGGCUCCCGAGGGGACUGCGUGAGCACGGGGAUGAUGUGACCAAGUGGGAUGAGAGCACGGAGGGCACAGCGAGGCAAAGGGAGCUGGAACAAAGUGCCCUUGGGGAAAAUGAGACCCUAGAGGAUCCCCUGGGGCAGAGCAUGCACAUGGAGGGGAACACUGGACAAACUGAGGGGGCAGGAGAUGCUUCCAGCUGGAACAAGACACUGGUGGACCCUGUGAGCCCGAGGCUGCUGGAGGACGGUGGUGCUGGGCAGGAGGCGGGUGUCCCCGAGCAGGCUGAGGCAGUGGAGGGGACCACCAGGCCUGGCAACCCCAGGAGAGGUCCGGCUCCGUGGAGUGAGCCCACCCAGGGCCCUGCGUGGCAGAACGAGACCACAGCGCCUGCGGCCAGGCAGAAAGAAAUGGUGGAAAAUGCUGCUGGGCAAAACGAGACGGGGGAGGGCGGUGGCCAGAACAAAACCGUGCACCAUGGGCUUCAUCAGAGCAGGGACUGGGGAAAUGUUUCGGCCACGCCUCAGUUCAUCAGCUCUGCUUCAGAGCACGACGACUCCAGGAUAACAGGAGGAACUCUGUGUCAUCGUGGACAUUGCCCCUGGCAGGUUUUGAUCCGGAACAGUAAAGAUGUUGGUUUCUGUGGAGGGAGUUUAAUCAGCAGUCGCUGGGUGGUCACUGCUGCUCACUGCCUUGAUCUCGUCAGACCACACCACGUUACCGUAGGAGACUUUGACAAGUAUCAAAGAGAAUUCAAAGAACAGAAGAUUGCCGUGGAACGGAGCUGGACACAUCCACAUUAUGAUUCAAAUGACUACAACGGUGACAUCGCCUUGUUGUACUUGAGCAGUGAUGUUAUUUUUAAUGAGUAUGUAAUUCCUAUCUGCCUUCCAAGCCCCAACCUUGCCACCCUGCUAUCUGAAGAAGGAAGAAUAGGGAUGGUAAGUGGAUGGGGUGCCACUCACGAGAGAGGUUCAACUCUGCGCUUCCUCAUGAAAGUCCGGCUGCCCAUUGUAAACCUGGAGACCUGUCAGCGGUCAACGGACAGACUCAUCACUGAUAACAUGUUCUGCGCAGGUUACAGCACAAACGUUGCCGACGCCUGCAAAGGGGACAGCGGUGGCCCCUUCACAGUGUCUUACCACAACACUUGGUUUCUCUUGGGGAUUGUAAGCUGGGGUGAGGGCUGUGCUGAAAAAGGGAAAUACGGUGUAUACACCAGAGUAUCCAACUACAUCCCCUGGAUUAAAGAGGUGGUUGAAAGUGUAGCAGAUUCAGAAAACUUUACCAUUAACUUUUCUUAA
This is a messenger RNA of Cariama cristata (Red-legged seriema), 1887 nucleotides long. Its product is annotated as venom prothrombin activator notecarin-D2-like. Gene Ontology annotation, biological process: proteolysis. The record is from RefSeq and is a predicted model, not a curated record. The transcript is spliced from 8 exons. The coding region runs from base 1 to 1887 and encodes 628 amino acids. Gene Ontology annotation, molecular function: serine-type endopeptidase activity; calcium ion binding. Gene Ontology annotation, cellular component: extracellular region. Lineage: Eukaryota; Metazoa; Chordata; Aves; Cariamiformes; Cariamidae.